Molecule: messenger RNA, 1713 nt
Organism: Zea mays
Lineage: Eukaryota; Viridiplantae; Streptophyta; Magnoliopsida; Poales; Poaceae
Product: PIF/Ping-Pong transposase family protein
Exons: 2
Coding region: 301-1473 (390 amino acids)
Source: RefSeq, marked provisional
GAAAGAGGCUCGCUCCUCCCUUCGCUCUCUCCACCUUGCGGCGCUCCACCUCCGUCCCCUCGCCGCCGCUUCUCACUUCGCCUCCCCUCUCAAACACCCCAAGCCGCAGCGCAGGCACGCGCGCCGACGUCUAUCCACCCAGCGGCACUCCUCAUGCCCUGCAUCCUCCACCGCCUGCAGACGAGUCCCCCACGCCACCGCGGCCACGCCUCGCCGUCCAUGUCCAUGGCCGCCGCCCCGGCUUCCUGAUUCGUCCCGUACCCGCGCGUCGCUCCUCCCGAUUCCAUCCCCGUCCGCGCCAUGCCGCCGCUGCGCGGAGCCAAGCGCCGCCGGAAGGCGGCGUUGGAGAAGAAGGCGGCAGCGGUCGCAAUGGCGUCUGCCGCCGCGGGCGACCCUCCUGGCGACUGGUGGGAAGCCUUCUGCAUCCGUAUGUCAGGAACCUUAUCUUCUAUCGAGGAUGCACAAAGAUUUGAGUCUAUAUUCAAAAUGCCAAGAAGAGCCUUCGACUAUGUCUGCAAUUUGGUGAGAGAUGAAAUGAUGGUGAGGUCCUGCAGCUAUACCUUCCUUGAUGGCACAGUGCUGUGUUUGGAAGACCGAGUGGCCAUUGCUCUGCGAAGGCUGAACUCUGGUGGGUCACUGGUGACCGUAGGAUCCUCUGUUGGAGUGAACCACUCAACCGUGUCGCUGAUAACCUGGAGGUUCAUCGAGGCUAUGGAGGAGCGAGCGAGCCACCACCUGCGCUGGCCAGACUCUAUUGAAAUGGAGAAGAUCAAGUCCAAGUUCGAGAAGAUCCAUGGUCUGCCAAACUGCUGCGGCGUUGUGGAUACAACACACAUCACAAUGUGCCUUUCAUCAGCCGAGCCGAACUGCAAGGUCUGGCUUGAUCAGGAGAAGAACUACAGCAUGGUGUUGCAAGCCGUUGUUGAUCUGGACACCAAGUUCACAGACAUCGUGACUGGCUGGCCUGGUAGCAUGAAAGAGUCGAGCAUUUUGCACAGCUCUGGCCUUUUCAAGCUCUGCGAGAAAGGCGAGCGGCUGAAUGGCAGCAAGCUGAAGGUAUCAGAUGGGUCAGAGAUCGGGGAAUACUUGAUCGGCGACUCCGGCUACCCCCUUCUCCCCUGGCUGCUCACACCUUACCAAGAGAAGGACCUCACAGAGUCCAGUGCUGAGUUCAACAUUAGGCACUCUUCUGCGAGAACAGUCGCUCCGAGAACACUGGCCAAGUUCAAGGACACAUGGAAGUUCCUGCAAGGGGAGAUGUGGCGUCCGGACAAGCACAAGCUGCCCCGGAUAAUCCAUGUCUGCUGCUUGCUGCACAACAUAAUCAUAGACCUUCAGGAAACAGCAGUGGACGAGGCACAGGCGUGGCCGAGCGAUCAUGACGCUAAGUACAGGCAGCAAGUGUGCCAGCUAGCUGAUGAGAAUGGAGUCAGGGUGAGGGACAAACUGUCCCAGCACCUGAUUAGCAAGUGACCACCACCAAGCGUAAAGCUUAUUGGACGAGAGAGUAGUGCCAUUUUCAUCUGUUUCAGGCAGCUCUAAAUCCCUUUUGAUGUCCAGUUUUGCAGAGUUGUAAAUGAGGCAGGUGAGGGCAUCGGUUCAAACUCACUGUAACCCUCUUAAAAUUAAAAUUAAGGCUGUUGCAAACUUGUCAAAAAUCAAUGUGGCAUUGUGGCUCCUUUGGUUUAUAAUGUUUGUGCUUUGGUGGGCUUG